AUGCGAUCUCUUAACACUAUUCUCUUAUUCCUCUCUGCGGCUCUUGCGGCUGAUGUCCAGAUAACCUGGCGCCUCGAGAAAGAUACCAAGGCGUCUUCUGUGAGCGCUAUGGGCUCUGAUGGCAAGGUCAUUGCAGAGACCUGUGGCAGUAUCAUCCAUGCCAAGUACCCUAUUGACUUCUCGGAUGUCGACGAUACUGGCAGUGGUAAUUUCACUGUUGGUGAUGCCAACUAUCUGGUCCACUCGCUGCCUGAGUGGUCUGGUGGACCUGCAUGCUCUCGCAUCUUCAACCCUCAGUAUACUCUUGUGCAGUGCUCAAAUGUCACCUGGGACUCUACCGAUGUGGUCAAAGACAAGGCAGAUAGCUGCUUUGGCGAUAGUUCCACUGAUAACGAACUGCAGUCCCUCCAGAGGAGGAGCUUGAGCCACGAGAUGCAUUCUCGAGGCGUAGAGCUCGAAAAGAGACAGACGUUUUGCUCCGGCUGGUUCACUAGAACAACGCUUGUUGGGGAUGGGGAUCCCCACCAGAAUUACUUCCACAAGCAGCUAUCGGAAAACAUCAACUGUGCCAGUGCUGCAUCCUGUUCCGUCGGUCAAACUGAUUCAAUAUCCUACACUAUUGGGUGGACUGCCACUGUCAAUAGCCCAGGUGGUGGCUGGAUAUCAGGAGGUUUCGGCGUCACCGAAAGCUGGACGACUGGAAAUAGCUACACCUGCAACGCUGGGAAAGGAGAGACAGUCUGCAUUUGGUACAACAUUGCUCACACAGCUUACACCGUCCAAGAGUAUACCAAGAACACAUGCACUGAAGGCAGUGGAGGAACCCCUUAUGUCAUGUACUCACCCAACGAGAACAACAAGGGUGGCGGUUAUUACUGCGUUAUCGGUACUUGCCGAUCUAAGGGUGAGGGUUACUGGGAUUACAAUGGCCGUGCUGGCGGUCCUUGA
Molecule: messenger RNA, 948 nt
Organism: Fusarium verticillioides 7600
Lineage: Eukaryota; Fungi; Ascomycota; Sordariomycetes; Hypocreales; Nectriaceae
Exons: 4
Coding region: 1-948 (315 amino acids)
Source: RefSeq, a predicted model, not a curated record